UUGCUGGUAACCUGACACCACCAACCCUCACAACACCGGCGCUGAUGCUUUACGACAUAUCUCCGCGACGAGCUAAGUGGCUAGCUGACUGACGGCUACGAUUAGACGAAGGAGCGGAGCUUAACGUCAACUAUCCGUUACCGGGCAAAUCCGCGCCUGACACACAGAGACAGCUGGGUCUCUCCCUCCCACAGUGACCACAGAGAGGUCUGAGCCUCCGUCACCAUGACAGACAACAAGCGUCUCGCCUUCUCCAUCAUCCAGUUCCUCCAUGACCAGCUCCACUCAGGGAAUCUGACCUCGGGCGCCCAGGAGAGUCUGGAAGUUGCUGUUCAGUGUUUGGAGACGGCGUUUGAAGUUUCGACUGACGACCAGAGCCUCGCCGUGCCCAUGACGUUACCGGAGAUCUUCGCCUCAGCCACGGCCAAGCAUCCAGUUGAGUCGCAGGUCAACAACAACGCCACCCAAAACUCCCUCACUGAGGACCAGAGAGCCGAGGCAGAGGCGCUCAAAACUGACGGAAACGACCAAAUGAAGGUGGAGAACUUCUCUGCUGCUGUUGAGUUUUACUCAAAGGCCAUCGCCAUCAACCCCCAGAACGCCGUGUAUUACUGCAACAGGGCUGCGGCGUACAGUAAACUGGGGAACUACGCUGGAGCGGUGCAGGACUGUGAACGGGCCAUCAACAUCGACCCAAACUACAGCAAAGCCUACGGGAGGAUGGGUUUGGCGCUGGCCAGCCUCAACAAACACACAGAAGCAGCCAGCUACUAUAAGAAAGCUCUGGAGCUCGACCCCGACAACGACACCUACAAAGCCAACCUGAAGAUCGCAGAGGAGAAGAUGGAAACGUCCAGUCCGACAGCAGGGAUGGGAGGAGUAGAUCUGGCCGGUCUGCUCAGUAACCCCGGCUUCAUGAACAUGGCGUCGUCUCUGAUGAACAACCCUCAGGUUCAGCAGCUGAUGUCGGGGAUGAUGUCAGGAGCAUACGGCGGGGUGGGAGGAGGAGCAGCAGGAGGAGGAGGAGCAGGACUAGGAGCGGGACUGGGAGGACUCGGAGGACUAGGAGCAGGACUAGGAGGAGGAAGUGCGGCGGCCCCUGGAGCUGCUGGACCUGCUGCAGCUGCUGGACCUGCUGCAACCGGAGAUUUAUCAGGACUCAUCCAGGCAGGUCAGCAGUUCGCUCAGCAGAUGCAGCAGCAGAACCCCGAACUCAUCGAACAGCUGAGGAGUCAAAUCCGCAACCGAACGCCCAGCGCUGGAAACGAGGAGCAGCCAUGACACUCAGGUUGGAGGAGAAGAGCUCAUCAUUUGGAUCAUUUAUAACUCGAAGGACUAAAAGGAAGUUGUUUUUUUUGUUUUGUUUCACUGAGUAAAACCUGCACGAGAGAACGAGAGGCCUCCCGCUUCCUUCAGGAGCCCCGUCACCGAAAAAAACAACACCCACUUCCUGCGGUUCUGUGCGUUUUUUUUAGGAAGAACAUUUCGACUUAAAUAUCAAACCCAGAUUAUUAAUUCUAAUAAACGCGCUCUAAUAGGAACAGGGAUCCCAGAUGUUAAACGUGAAGCUUGAAAUUUCUUCUUAAAACUACACAGUGUACCUUUAAAUGCAAAGUUGUGUCCAGUACCUUGUUUAUGACGAGUGUGUGAGCGAGUGAAAGAGUGUGUGAGUGCAUGUUGGGGGUAAAUUAGUGUGCGUGGCGGGGUGAACUCCUCGGUCAGGAGGCGACAGAGUCUGGGAAUUAAAAAAAAGCAUCUCAACAUUUUA
Molecule: messenger RNA, 1768 nt
Organism: Micropterus dolomieu (smallmouth bass)
Lineage: Eukaryota; Metazoa; Chordata; Actinopteri; Centrarchiformes; Centrarchidae
Gene: sgta
Product: small glutamine rich tetratricopeptide repeat co-chaperone alpha
Exons: 12
Coding region: 226-1281 (351 amino acids)
Biological process (GO): post-translational protein targeting to endoplasmic reticulum membrane
Cellular component (GO): membrane; TRC complex
Molecular function (GO): protein binding; molecular adaptor activity
Source: RefSeq, a predicted model, not a curated record